This is a messenger RNA of Megachile rotundata (alfalfa leafcutting bee), 2365 nucleotides long. It is a transcript of the gene vib, whose product is annotated as phosphatidylinositol transfer protein vib. Gene Ontology annotation, molecular function: phosphatidylcholine binding; phosphatidylcholine intramembrane carrier activity; phosphatidylinositol transfer activity. Gene Ontology annotation, cellular component: cytoplasm. The record is from RefSeq and is a predicted model, not a curated record. Gene Ontology annotation, biological process: phospholipid transport. NCBI's taxonomy places the organism in Eukaryota, Metazoa, Arthropoda, Insecta, Hymenoptera, Megachilidae.
UUUGGUAGUUGCGCGGCUGUGUGGUACCUACUCGGUGGUUCAAGUGUGUGGCAGUCGGUUGAGAAGUCGGCGCCGUUGUAUGCGUAUGACUGCGGGUUGAGAUAACACGAGUGAAUUUGCUAAAGCAAGGGUUGUUCUGUGUGGUCGCACUGAAAUUACUACAGCCCAUGUGCUCUGCUUGUUAAAAUGCUUAUCAAGGAAUUCCGUGUCACUUUGCCUCUUACAGUGGAAGAGUAUCAAGUGGCUCAGCUGUACUCUGUAGCAGAAGCUAGUAAAAAUAAUACUGGCGGUGGAGAGGGUAUAGAAGUGCUAAAAAAUGAGCCAUUCACAGAUUAUCCUUUGCUUGGUGGAAAAUAUUCUUCAGGCCAAUAUACAUACAAGAUUUAUCAUUUAGCUAGUAGAGUGCCUGCUUUUAUUCGUAUUAUGCUGCCAAAGAAUUCUAUGGAAAUUCACGAAGAAGCUUGGAAUGCUUAUCCUUAUUGCAAAACUGUUAUAACUAAUCCUGGAUAUAUGAAAGAGAACUUUGUAAUUAUGAUAGAAUCAUUUCACAUUGAUGAUGUUGGAAAUCAAAAUAAUGUUCAUGAAUUACCUCCUGAUAAAUUAAAAAUAAGAGAAGUGGUACAUAUAGAUAUUGCAAAUGAUCCGAUUGCAAAUGCUGAUUAUAAAGAGGAUGAAGAUCCAACAAAGUUUAAAUCUGUAAAAACAGGUCGGGGCCCACUUGUUGGCAAAGAUUGGAAAAAUAAUGUUCAACCUAUAAUGACAUGCUAUAAGUUAGUCACUUGUGAAUUUAAGUGGUUUGGUCUACAAAAUCGUGUUGAAAGUUAUAUUCAAAAAGCAGAAAGGCGUCUUUUUACUAACUUUCAUAGACAAGUGUUUUGUUGGAUAGAUCGUUGGUACGGUUUGACAAUGGAAGAUAUUAGAGCAAUUGAAGAAAAUACGAAAGUAGAAUUGGAUAGGCAAAGACAUCAAGGAGAAGUAAGGGGUAUGCGAGCUGAUGAUUGAGGCUUUGACAGCUUCUGUUAUGAAUGGUUAAAUUAAUUUCCUUCUACAUCUCAAAUAAAUUCACAUACGUUUUGUCAUAGGCGAUCCUGCAGGAUCGGGACAAUUUCCAGAACUUAAGUGUCUAGAUUCAGUGUCUAUUACAAUUACUUACAAUUUUAAUUUAUUUACAUUUACGAACGUUCUAGAUAAAUAUAUCUACAGUCAAAGAUUAUAAUAUAGCCAAUAACGAGAGAAAGAGCUGAUAAGUCAGUUUGAUCUAUAUGAUGUAUAAAAUAUAAAAAAAAAGAGUACAGUUCGAUAAAACUCAAUAUAGGUGGAAAAGAUGUAACUGUUAUUUAACACCAUAGUAGUUCGAUAUUAAAAUUUAUGAAUAAGAUGUUCAGAAUGCUUACCAUAUAUAAACAGGAAUACUUAACACAGGAAUCGUGAGUCUGAUAAUAAACUUAUAGCUUGAUUUUAAAUUUAUUAAUUUUUACUUUGAGAAGGGGAACAUCACGAUAUGAUCUACAGUUCUGUAAGUCCAAUUAUACAUUGUAUAAUAACUUAAAAAAUUAAACAAACGUAUUUUGGCACUUUUGCGAAUGGAAAUUAAUUUUGUGAUAAUUUACUAACGUUCACUACUACUGUCAGACGAAAUAAAAUAACAAAUGAUUAAUAAGUUAUAGAUAGUUACACUUUUCUUGUUUUAUGUUUUCGAUUCAAAAAAAGGAGGAUAGAAAGACACAUUUAAAUCAUAAUCAACUUAAUAAAUUUUUAGUUAUUACACUAACAUUGGUCUGUGAAAAAUGUGAAAGCAAUUAUGUAAAGUCAGUAUUUGACAUACAUACAUACAUAUAUAUAUGUGCACAUGUACGUACAUACAUACAUAGAACGGGGGAGACAAAUAUUUUGCUGUGAAAGUCGGUAAAUGCAGAAAGGGUACAUUACUGUAUAUAAAAAAAGUGGCAUACAAAGAAAUUCAAAUUGAAAUGUUAUAAAUACUUAUAUAUUUCUUUGCAUUCCAAUAGAUAUCUGUACAAGAAAUUAAACCAAAUUAUAUAUCAUAUCCAACAUGUUCGCUUAUGCAAAAAAAAUAAUUAAAUUAAAAUAUAGUUGGAAAAGAAUUGUAAUUGUCGUUUGCACAAAUUAUAUGUAUAUUGUUACCUGUUAUACUAGAAUCUAUUCUGUAGUAUUUAAGGUAGCUUUAGAAAUACAAUCUAGAUAAAGUAAUUAACUUUUGGAAGAUUGCAGUGCAGAAUAUCUGAAUUUAUGCUGCUCAGUUGUGGAUCUUAGCAUUUAAGUUUGAUGUGCGAUCUCAUCAGAUUUCAAUAUUAACAGAGAUUUUUAAAUAAAAUCUCACUGUGAGCAGUGUUUACCACCCCUA